UUUUCAAAGCAUCUGUGGACGUAGCUUCUUAAAAACACUGCAGUUUCUAUCGCCAGAGCCAGAAAAGUUUCGGUGUUUGUCGGUAGUUUACUUGUUUAUAAACCAUGGAAGCUGCAGAAGGUGAAGUUUACCGCCUCAGACGGGUGGGGAAGGCGGCAAGCCGGCCGGAUGUGCAGGACGUGUUUAGACUUGCAUCAACCCCCCAAACCCUCCAGAUCGGGAGGAACCCUGCCCAGUGUGACGUCUUUAUCGACUCCCAGUCCCACCCUGCUCUCAUCUCACGCAGACAUGCAGAGAUUCACGUACAACAGGACGGGCAGGGGAACGUGGCAUAUCAUAUAACAGACAGGAGUGUCAACGGGACUUAUGUUAACGAUAUCAGGCUGAAGCCUCAGACCCCCCACAGACUACAGGAAGGCGACACCGUCACGUUCGGUCACCUGAAGGCCGGCACCGUCCAACCUGGGCAGCUGGCAGUACAGGCUGGGUCAGAGUUCAAGUUCAGGUUUGAGAAGUGUGUGAGACCAGGUGAUGUGGACACCAGAACUGACUCAGAGACGCCCACAUUGUCCCACCUGACGGCACCAGGAGAUGCAGGGAGGGGGAACGGCAGACAACUCUUCCCCUCUGUACCAAGUCCUGAUGUGCUUCAGGACAUAUCUAACUGGGUCCAGAAGUCCAAACUUGUCAACACAGAUGCUGAGAAGGGAGGUCAGAAGACUGGUACAGCAAGUAGCAGUUCUACAGGGCAUAGUCAGCUCAGUGUACCUGAUGACAGUGACUCAGAAAUAUUCAGCAUCGCUGCGACGUUACAGAUCCCCUCCGACAGUGACUCCGACUCCGACAUUUUCUCCCACACCGACUUGAAAACACCAACAUCACAAGACAAGAGUUUGUUGGCAAAAGACAGUAAUUCUGAAUCUCCUGGAGCUGUUUCCAUGGCAACAACUGUUUCCAUGGCUACCGGCACUGCACGGUUGUCCAAAAGUCCCAUUGUUACAGCAGGAGGAGUGUCUGGUCUAAAAAGCUCAUCAUCGACUGUUAGUAACAACAAGAGGAAAAGAAAACCCAAUGCAGGUAAGCCUGGUGUCCCUGCUAAGAGAGGGAGACGAGUGAAGUCUGACAGGUCAGGUGAGGAGGACUGGGUAAUCUGUGACUCGUUUGACUGCAGCAGGCCGGAGGGGGACAUGAUCAGCUGGCUUACUUCCUCAAGCUCAAGACGUGGUCGCUGGUCGCAAGUGUCCUCUAGUCUUCUCAAGUCCACGAACUCAAACACAAUGGAAAGCCAGACGACCAAUAACAACGUCGCAGACGACUUUCUGUCGUACCACCGUUCCCUUGGCAACCACGUGUUGACGACCUAUGUGGGAGGGGCCGGGUGGCUGGUGGACGACAUUUCUGUCAGCGAGAAAAAGUUCCCGCCAAAAACCGUCCUGAUGAAAACAUCAAAGUGCACCGAACUCGGCAGCAUCGUCUUAGAACCUCUGGAUAACCCGAAUCUUAACACAACAUUCCGCGCAAAACGGACCUUUAAGUUUACGGAGCCGCCAGCCUCCGAUGUCUUAGACCAAGUACAGACGUCCCGGGCUGACCACGAGGUAGAGAAAUAUGAUAUCGUAACCAUGGUGAUGAAGGUUGAAGGAGGGGGCGGAGUGGGAGUGCAUCAUGUCGGCGAGGUGGGCGUGACCUACUGCAAGGUCAAACGUUCAACCGUCAAGGUCACGUGUAGGGGCCUCCGAGAGAUCGCAGUUGACUUUCAAACCCUUGCGAAUAACCUGGCAAGUCUCUCUUUAAGGGAGAAAUUAAGGAACGAUGACGACAGUUUCUUAGUCAUGACCCACGUUUUGGCAGCAAAGGAGCUCUCAUGGGAAAAGGUCAAAGGUGAGGAGGAGAGGGUAAGAUAUGGCGGGAAACUCAAACUGCUGAUUGGCGCCUGUUUGGGUGACGUCAGCUGCGAUGUCUGCCGGGAAAAGGAGACGCCCGAAAAACACCUUCACGCCGUGAGAGACGCCAUCUUGGCCUUCAAACUGGCCAAGGUCAACGUGACGGACAAGGUCACCAUAGCCAGAGACGGCGUGUUGAAGGACGGAGAGUUCGAAGGGAACUACACUUUAGCACGAGGGGAGGUGGACAGGGCUGGACAAUACGCGUUAAGGGUGACGUACCGACAGGAUGAACCACCGCGGCUGAGCAGGGAUAGCCUCGUGUUCAGGCUGCUCGGGGCGGGCGGAACUCGGGAGGACAUUACUGUCCGGGAGGAGGACCUGCUUACCUCGGGGACGUACCAGACACGUUUUUAUCGCGACAGUACCGGGCUGUUUCCGCUAAGCGGCGUGCGUGUGUGGAAGAAACGCCCCAGGACACUGAUGGAAUGGAUCAGAGUCAAGUUUACCGGAACUAAGGACAGAAGUCGGCUGAGACUCGUGAAGCUUACAUGA
Branchiostoma belcheri (Belcher's lancelet) is the source of this 2438-nucleotide messenger RNA. RefSeq lists its product as uncharacterized. Gene Ontology annotation, molecular function: protein binding. The transcript has 12 exons. Gene Ontology annotation, biological process: regulation of gene expression. The record is from RefSeq and is a predicted model, not a curated record. NCBI's taxonomy places the organism in Eukaryota, Metazoa, Chordata, Leptocardii, Amphioxiformes, Branchiostomatidae. Bases 105 to 2438 code for a protein of 777 amino acids. Gene Ontology annotation, cellular component: nucleus.